Molecule: messenger RNA, 192 nt
Organism: Phytophthora infestans T30-4
Lineage: Eukaryota; Oomycota; Peronosporomycetes; Peronosporales; Peronosporaceae
Exons: 1
Coding region: 1-192 (63 amino acids)
Source: RefSeq, a predicted model, not a curated record
AUGCAAGACCACCAGGAUCCACGCAAGUGGUGCAUCGUCGAGCGUUACGAGCAUGAGAGCAGUCAGAAGUACCACCUGGAAAACCCGUACUGGAAGACAUUUGACCCGUACGUCAUCCCGCUGCUGGACAAGCCGAUGGACCUGCGCCGUUUCAACGAGCUGGACACGAGCAAGCCCGUGCACGUCGAGUAA